Pelobates fuscus (common spadefoot toad) is the source of this 2140-nucleotide messenger RNA. RefSeq names its product gamma-butyrobetaine hydroxylase 1 (gene BBOX1). The transcript has 8 exons. Lineage: Eukaryota; Metazoa; Chordata; Amphibia; Anura; Pelobatidae. The record is from RefSeq and is a predicted model, not a curated record. Gene Ontology annotation, molecular function: gamma-butyrobetaine dioxygenase activity; iron ion binding. The coding region runs from base 144 to 1478 and encodes 444 amino acids. Gene Ontology annotation, biological process: carnitine biosynthetic process. Gene Ontology annotation, cellular component: mitochondrion.
UAGAAGCAGCACAGCUUCCAUCUCCCUGCUGCACAUUCCCUGAAGCCUAUUCACCAGCAGGUUCUAUUUCCGUGGAGCGGCAGAACCAGGGAUUACAGCUGAAUUAACAGCAUUAUAUUUAAAGAGAAAUCUGCACACUUGGUAUGUGGGCCACUGUAGCUAAACAUUUAUUGAAGAGCAAAGUCCACAGCUGUGUGGCACACGCAUCGCUGAAGGUUCAAAGGACCGCACAUUUAAAUGCAGGAUUGUCGCUUACGUUCACACGCUGGCAGCACAGGGCAGGAAGGGACGUUGAUGAUCAGACAGACCACUCGGUGAUGAUGAUUCGGAAUGUUCAAGCGUUGGAUGCUGAGCGCUUUGUUUGCAUACAUUGGGACGAGGGAGGUCACAGCAUCUAUCCAUAUGUGUGGCUGAGGGAUAACUGCCAGUGUCCAGAAUGCUUCCUGCUGUCUGCCAAAGCGAGAAAACUUCCCAUUGAGGACCUGGAUGUCAAUAUAGGAGUGAAAGACGUUACCUUGACAAAGGAGCAAAAGGUUUCCAUUACAUGGCCUGACAAACACCAGAGUGAAUUUGACGCAGACUGGCUGAAGAAGAGAUGUUUCUCCAAACAUGCCCGAGAAGAAAUGUUGGAGGAACUCUUUGAACCAGAAAAACAACUCUGGGGCUGCGGCCUGCAGAUUCCCACCUUGAAUUAUGAAAGUGUCCUCCACAAUGACCAAAGUGCCUAUAAUUGGUUGUGUGCUCUGAAGAAAGUUGGAAUUGUGCUGUUGGAAGGUGCCCCAGUCAAACAAGGAGAACUGGUCACACUCGGGAAGAGGAUUGGUUAUAUGAGGCAUACAUUUUAUGGGUACACCUGGCAAGUUCAAGAUAAGAUAGAUGCAAAUAAUGUCGCCUACACUUCAGGGAAAUUAAGUCUUCACACAGAUUAUCCAGCUCUUCAAUAUCCUCCUGGGGUACAAUUUCUUCAUUGUUUGAAGCAAGCAGAAACUGGAGGUGAGAGUGAAAUGGUAGAUGGGUUCCACAUCUGCCAUAAACUCCGAGAGCAGAAUCCAAAAGCAUUUAACAUUCUCACAUCUACUCAAGUCGACUUCACGGACAUUGGAACUGAUUACUGUGAUUUCUCACUGCAAUCCAAGCAACGGAUUAUAGAGUUAGACCAAAAUGGUGGACUCCUUCGUAUUAAUUUUAAUAAUGCAACAAGAGAUUCUGUGUUCGAUAUACCAGCUGAAGAUGUUCAGCCGUUUUACUCUUCCCUGAAGGAGUUUGUCAAUCUAAUGAACAAACCAGAAAAUACACUCUCCUUCAAAAUGAAACCAGGCCAAGUGGUGACCUUUGACAACUGGCGAAUUCUACAUGGCCGUAAAAAGUACCAAUCUGGAGGGGACGUGUCACGCCACCUGGAAGGCUCCUACCUGGACUGGGAUGUAGUCAUGUCCAGAAUGAGAUCUCUGAAAAGAAAAUUGCAGAGCCAAACUUGAUUAUACCCCACGUUGUAAUAAAAAAAAACUGUGAUACUAAACCUUACACUCCAGACGUUUAGCAAAUCCCUCUUUUUUCAUGCUCUUUUAACACCGUUUACUGUUGUAGAUGCAACAUUUUUCUCAGGUUUAAUCUCCUUUAAAAAUGCAGCAACCUUUAAUAUUAAAAAAAAAAACAACAUUUCCCCUCGUAGUAAAUGAAGGUUUAGAAUGAACAUGCCGUGUUAUUUAGUUUCUAAUUCUGAUCCUGGCCUCUAACAUUUUGUGUAGCUGGCAAGAAGACGUGUAUAUCCUAAAUCAGGGGUGAUGUAGAUCCCCAGAUGUUUUAAAACUACAGCUUCCAUGAUACCUUGUCAUUCUAAGGGAAUGCAACACAUCAUGGGAGUUGUAGUUCUACAAUAUCUGGGGAUCUAUCUCUUGGGCACCCCUGUCCUAAAUGAAUUCAGUUGUGUUUCCAAAUCUAACUAAUCAUAGUGAUUGCAUUAAGUAUCACUAUCACUCAACGAAUCGGUGGCAUCAACAUAACUUCCAGCAUUUUUUUAGGGGUGUGAGUCAGGUGUGGCCAGGGGCUCAGAUUAAUCUGGAAAUUUUUAUGACGAUUUCAUGACUUACUAAAAACAAUUUUAUGUAAUUAAACAAUAAUUUAAAACAAGAGAAAAGUA